AUGGAGACUCGAUCUCGUCUAAGGCCGAGGAAAGAAUCGUCGACAGAGAAACUCGUACCUGCAAAAAGGGGGAGGCCUGUCACGGCAGGUCGUGGUCGAGGGCGUAAGCGUGUAAAGCCGCACAGAGAACCAGCUGCACAAGAUGAGAUCCAGGUGGACAAUGAAGAUUCACCCCAGGCUCACUUCUCUCCCCACAAAUCAGCCUAUUCACGCCGUGGUGCCCCUUCCUACCGAGUCGCUCGUCGCGCAAACUAUGAGGAUGCAGCGGAAGUAUCAAGCCUGCUGAGCGUCUACCAGGUGCAAGAAGGGCAGGAUAGCGAGGAUGGCGUUAGUUCACCAAUCCGUCCAAACCCUGAUGAAUUAAGGAAGUUCCAGAAUAGGGCCAUUCUCCGUGUAAGGUUGUCCAACCUGCAGGGCCUCAGGGAAGCUAGCGACGAACUUGUGUCAGCCAUUAGGAGACAUGAUACUCAGAACAACAGAAGCUCUUCCUUGGAUCUAGACGUGAAAAGAGGUGUUCUCAAGUCUCGCCUUAUCGCUUACCAGGAAGACCGCGAAGACCGCGAAGCCUUAUUCAUUCCGUCAUCACUCAUUGCAGAAUUGGCCGAGCCAAAUUCUGCCGAGUUUGAAUUGGUUGGUGAGGAUCUAGACAUAAUGCAGGUCCUCGGGAAUGCCAAUCUUGCGACUGCCCUGAACUUGCUUCAGCGCAUUCGGGCUGGUGAUGACGAAGAUGUCCUCUCAUCCCUGGAAAAACUUGACGACUACUUCGAUCAACUUUUUACUCCUUUCGGGAAUGAGAGCCAAAACGUUCGCCAAGCUAUUAAUCUUCGCACGAGUGUCUUCAUUAACAAGCUUGGUCCUGUUACUAUGGAACCAGAGCCAUACCCAGUUAUUGCAGAAGUGUUUUGUAAAGCUGAUAAUGCCGAGCACCCGGAAGAUUACGAAAGCCUUUUCGAGCAGGGCCCAUUCAAGCCGCUUGCAGCGGUGCAUGGGGAAGAGGCCGAUGCGGUAUGCAUUGAAAGGAUCCAAGACAUCAUUCAACUACUAGAGGAUGAACGUGAGAAACCAGGAAGCCUGGCUCGGGCAUAUGCCACGGGGGAGAUACUACAAGGAGUUGAGGAUUGGAUCUGGGAAGUAUACCAAGCAAACAAAAACGAGCUCAGUGACCGGAAAGCAGAAGCGCAACGGGCCUCAGCCUCUCGUGACAUUUUCCAUGAUGCAGAGGAACGACCCGGGGCAGAGGAUACACAAUCCACAACGGAGUCUCAACCCAUUAUACGCCUAGAAGAGAGCCAACCGAGACAAAGUUUGUUUCAAGGGGCUCAAUCUCUCCAAGUUCUCCAUGACACGUCGCAACCGAUUGAGCGGCCAGAGGAAACUCAGCCAAGGAAGAGCCUGUUCGAGGGAGCUCAGUCCUUUCACGCACUACUUAAUCCAGCUCACUCUCAAAACACAACGAUACCACCAUCUAACCAGCAACAGGAGGCUGCAUCUCAAACCCCUCCCGCAGACUACGACAACGAUAAUGAGGCCAUUCUCGGACCGCCGCCGCCAAGUAACGAUGGUGUCGCGGUCAGCGAACAGCCAGCCUCUGCCAAUGCAGAGGCUCAGGGCGAAGAAGAGCCCGAGCACGAGAGUGACGACGAUGACGCCUUCGAGGAGGACUCUAGGCCCGCCAAGGACAAGGACCGGGUGGUGGUUCACAACAUCGGCCCAAAGCAGGCGAGGACGUCGAGAGCAGCACAACUCAUGCCCCCUCCUCCACGGCCCAGUGCUCCACGGCCCGCGCCGACCUCAACUGCCCAGCCAAGAUCCUCACCAUCUGAACAGCCGCCCUCCAGCCUUCGAAGCGUCUCCACUGCCAGCAGCGAUGGGAGUUCCGUCCUCCACCCAUCUUCCAGCUUCAAGUCCAGGCAGCCAUGGUCCAGCAAUGACACCAACCUCCUGAUAGACCUGAUUCACGCUAAGCAAGCCAAAUGGUCAAAGAUUGAGGAGGACGAGAAUCACCGCUUCGAACAUCCCCGCAACCAGCAGGCAUACCGCGAUAAGGCCCGCAACCUCAAGGUCGAGUACCUCCUCUCCGACCGCGUGCUUCCGCCAUCCUUCAAUCUUGUCGCUCUUAGCAAGAAGGAGAUUGAUCGGCUGAUCAGCUUCGGCAAGAAUCCCUACCGCAAGGAGGAUGACUUGGACGACGACGGGAACCCGAUAGGCACUGAGUAUGCCAGACCUGGCGAGUUUUAG
Molecule: messenger RNA, 2238 nt
Organism: Clonostachys rhizophaga
Lineage: Eukaryota; Fungi; Ascomycota; Sordariomycetes; Hypocreales; Bionectriaceae
Source: the annotation of a GenBank genome assembly